AUGCUAUUAAAGGUUUUUCCCAGGUUGCAACCUGAAAAUCUGGAGCAUAACAAGAAGUUAUUUGAGCGUGUUAAUGAGAUAGCAGCAAAGAAAGGAUGCACCACAUCCCAGCUUGCACUAGCCUGGGUUCAUCACCAAGGAGAUGAUGUUUGUCCAAUUCCUGGAACCGCCAAAAUCGAAAACUUCAAUCAAAAUAUUAAAGCGUUGUCUGUGAAACUAACUCCAGAAGAUAUAGCUGAACUUGAAUCCAUUGCUGCGGCAGAUGCUGUAAAGGGUGAAAGAUGUAUGAGUAGUGACUUUAGUAGUUAUAAGGACUCUGAAACUCCUCCGCUGUCUUCAUGGAAAGCUUCUUAGAGGCAUGCAGCCAUGGAUAUUAUG
This is a messenger RNA of Pistacia vera, 378 nucleotides long. RefSeq names its product probable aldo-keto reductase 2. The record is from RefSeq and is a predicted model, not a curated record. Lineage: Eukaryota; Viridiplantae; Streptophyta; Magnoliopsida; Sapindales; Anacardiaceae. Gene Ontology annotation, cellular component: cytoplasm. Bases 1 to 354 code for a protein of 117 amino acids. The transcript has 2 exons.